GAAGGAAGUCGAAUUCUGACAAGAACAUCAGACGGUGAAUAUCUUCCUGGAAAGGUGGCUAGUUCAGAAGGACUAAAAUUUUCAGUCACACUGGACAACGGAGGUCAAAUCGAGUGCAGCUAUGAAGACAGGACGGUAGUCGUACCAGACUCUACUCCAGCGUGGGUCACUUUAGGUGAUCACGUGAUUGCAUUGUCGCCAUUGACGAAUGAGAGCCAGCAAUAUCUUACUGGCUUUGUGACAAGGAUUUUUUGUCCACAUGAAAAGGCGUUGUAUGAGGUUACUUUGGAUAAUAAUCAUCGUGGGAAUUACACGCUUCCACAUUUACGAAAGCUUCCAUUUUGCCGAUCAGCUCAUGAAGGUAUUUACUCAAUGAGCUUAUAGCUUGCAAUUACGCCUUCCCUUAAAAAAAAGAAAGCCUGAUCGUACUUUGUGAGUUCAUGGCUUGUAAACAUUUCCUGAAUUCCUAAGAACUAAGUCACCGAGGCUUCGGGCGACAAAAAGCAGAAAAAUCAGAAAUUGUGUGAAAUUGUUUCCUCAAGCCUCGAACUCGUUUUGUUGACUGUACUCACGGGAGGAGAUUUCGAGAAAGGUUCAUCAGAUAACAUUUUAACACUAAAUAUCAAGGAUAGCAAACAUGUUUCUGGUUUUUCCCAAUUCUUAACCUUCAUUUGUAAAACUACGACAAACUGACUUUAAUUAUUUGAAGGAAGAUCAUCACAGAUACGUUUGCGAUGAUCGUCCUUCAAAUAAUUCUUCACUCCGCAGUUCACAUAUAUGAUUUUUAUAUGUUCAUAAACUGACUUUAGUUUAAAGAUGAAGUGUCCGGAUCCGUUAUUGUGAAAUUUAUAAAUAAUAAUUAAUAGUAGUUUGGGAGUAAAACAGAACGUCUUUUUAGAAUCGGUUUCAACAUUUUUUCACCUAGAGUGUCAACAAAACUUGCGUUCAUCUGUGUUUUGGUUUGUGAGCUUUGUGGUAAAGAGAGAGCAAGUCAAAAAUGUUACACUGCUGAAGAAUUUAACGUUGUUGUUUCGGCCCCGUCCACACCAAUUCUGAUAAUUUUAAGACCCAUCUUCGUUCAUCUUUUUGACCUACCAUCUACACCAAACUGAUGAAUUGCAAAAAAAAUUAUUUUCCGGCUUGUCCUGUCACCAACUAAACUUCAGUGCGGAUCUUUUCUACUCAAGCAGGCUCAAGAAGGCAAAGUGGCGUAGUAUGGCGUCCACACCGGGGGAAAAAGACACGUUUUCGAAUCAAAUUAAGCCUCAUACCAUGGGACGCAACUUUGCUGGCCGCCAAAUCCCAACAUUUUUGAAUGUUACAUGUCGCGUCCGUUUGCACACCGUGUUACAUGUUGUUGCGUGUUGUUGGGAGUUGUUGGGAGUUGUUGCGCAAAGUUUGAAACCAGUCAGACUUUUUAGCCAACAAAUACCAACAUUUCUUUUGUUCUGUGAUCCCAGAAGCGCAGGGCAGCAAUGUUAUAUCCGUUUGCAGAGCUCUACCAACAUUGUUGGGGCCACGCACGCGCUUUAUGCAAGGCUUACAAAGUCUAUGGGUUGUUUCCGUCCCACGAUGCAUACAACUCCCAACAUUGUUGGGAGUUUUUACGUUCGUUUGCAUGUAGCUCAGUAGAAAAUGACUGUUUACUUAAACUUUAUCGAAGAAUUUACAUCCAUUUUCUUAUUUUAGUCGGCGCCCGUGUUUUUGCUCGCUGGAAAGACAACCUUUACUACCGUGGUUUUGUGAAGAAACAAAUUCACUAUGCUGAGAAACUUUACAUAGACGUGGAACUGGAUCAUUUAGGCCCCAUUUCACACCAAGCCAGCGACGAAAGAGCCGUUAUCCUUGACAUCAUUCCUUCAUACAGUCACGUACAUGCAACUCAGCGCGUAAUUGGCUAUUUUCCUGGGUAUGCGAGCUACAUUCCAGGGGUGGUGGUGAGACGAAAUGAAGACUGCUGGCAAGGGGCUUAUCACGUGAAGUUUGACACCGGGGAAGAAUGUCAACUAGAUUUUAAUGAAAUACGAAUUCUUCCACCGUAUGUUCAGUUAGUUUUCUAG
Molecule: messenger RNA, 2060 nt
Organism: Porites lobata
Lineage: Eukaryota; Metazoa; Cnidaria; Anthozoa; Scleractinia; Poritidae
Source: the annotation of a GenBank genome assembly